GCGACACGCUAGGGGACUUGGCGUCGAGCCCAAGGUUUGCGAGCUCGUUACUUUGUUCGUAACGGAGAAGUCACGUUCAGUUGCAUUAUAGUAGUCGUGGACGUUGGUUGUCGUUGUUCGGCAGUGCAGAAGCUUCUUGAACCACAUCUGCUUAGCAGAGACUGUGUCAAAGUUGGUUAGCUUAGUUCGAGUGUAACCAACGCAUUCAAUAAACACACCAACCAACACGCACUGUGCGGGCACCAAUCAGUUGCCUAGAGGUCAGUCAGAUCAACAAACAACCACAGCAAUAAACAUGUCCUCCCGCAAGACAGCCGGACGUCGCGGUACGACGAAGAAGCGUGCCCAGCGUGCCACCUCGAACGUGUUCGCCAUGUUCGACCAGGCCCAGAUUGCCGAGUUCAAGGAAGCGUUCAACAUGAUCGACCAAAACCGGGACGGUUUCAUCGAGAAGGAUGACCUGCACGAUAUGCUGGCGUCGUUGGGCAAAAACCCGACCGAAGAUUAUCUCGAGGGCAUGAUGAACGAAGCACCUGGACCGAUCAACUUCACCAUGUUUCUGACCCUGUUUGGUGAGCGGCUACAGGGAACCGAUCCGGAGGAGGUGAUCAAAAAUGCGUUCGGUUGCUUCGAUGAGGAAAAUGCGGGCGUCAUUAACGAGGAUCGGUUGCGGGAACUGCUCACGACGAUGGGUGAUCGGUUCACCGAUGAGGAUGUGGACGAAAUGUUCCGCGAGGCACCGAUCAAGAACGGACUGUUCGAUUACAUCGAAUUUACGCGCAUCCUGAAGCAUGGCGCCAAGGAUAAGGACGAGCAGUGAUCAGCGGACUCGAUCGCACACGCUUCUGUUAACAUCCUACGUUGGCUUUAACUUUUAACAUCAUCCUACCACCCCCUCUCAGUUCAAUACGCCUGCUGUAUGCGUUUACAUCGAGAUGAUCAAACUAACACGUAAUUCCAUUUGUGGCAAGUACCUUGCGUAAUUGUCUGUACCUUUUAAAUGUACUUCAGUAUUUCUUCCUCUAAAUUCGAUUGUUUUUUUAUUGCAUUAAAACCCCAAUUAUGGGGAGUUAAAUAAUAAACGAUCUGCGUAAUUGAUCUGUGUUUACGUAUAGUGACGAUUGGAAAUUGAAAUUCACAGUCGAUGGUUAAGCAUCCAAUUACGCCAAAAGAUUUUUAAGAGA
Molecule: messenger RNA, 1184 nt
Organism: Anopheles stephensi (Asian malaria mosquito)
Lineage: Eukaryota; Metazoa; Arthropoda; Insecta; Diptera; Culicidae
Product: myosin regulatory light chain sqh
Exons: 2
Coding region: 296-820 (174 amino acids)
Biological process (GO): post-embryonic development; locomotion
Cellular component (GO): cytoplasm; myosin II complex
Molecular function (GO): myosin heavy chain binding; calcium ion binding
Source: RefSeq, a predicted model, not a curated record